Messenger RNA from Cervus elaphus (red deer), 8750 nucleotides. It is a transcript of the gene SOX11, whose product is annotated as SRY-box transcription factor 11. The coding region runs from base 352 to 1704 and encodes 450 amino acids. Gene Ontology annotation, biological process: negative regulation of transcription by RNA polymerase II; neuron differentiation; anatomical structure morphogenesis. The record is from RefSeq and is a predicted model, not a curated record. The transcript has a single exon. Gene Ontology annotation, molecular function: DNA-binding transcription activator activity, RNA polymerase II-specific; RNA polymerase II cis-regulatory region sequence-specific DNA binding. Lineage: Eukaryota; Metazoa; Chordata; Mammalia; Artiodactyla; Cervidae.
CGCGCCUGGGAGUUGCUCGGGGUCCGGCGCUCGCGGCGGGAGCCAGGAGCCGGAGAGAAAGAGAGAGAGAGAGAGGGUCCCCGGGCUAGUCCGACCACCGCCGCAGCCGCCGCCGCCGCCUCCUCCUCUCGCGUCGCGGGCCGCAGCUGCCCCGCGCGCGGGCGGCCCCGAGUCGCCGCAGCCGCUGUGUGCAGACUGGAAGGGGGGGGCGGGGGGGAGGGGGGGAGCCGCGGACGCGGGGUGCCCAGGACUUUGCAACUUGCCCGGGAAGGUGGAGGGCCGAGCGGGGGAGGGGGAGCCCCGCACGAGACCGAGCGGCCCGGGUGGGAGCGCCCAGCCCCGCCGCGGAUCAUGGUGCAGCAGGCCGAGAGCUUGGAAGCGGAGAGCAACCUGCCCCGGGAGGCGCUGGACACGGAGGAGGGCGAAUUCAUGGCUUGCAGCCCGGUGGCCCUGGACGAGAGCGACCCGGACUGGUGCAAGACGGCGUCGGGCCACAUCAAGCGGCCGAUGAACGCGUUCAUGGUGUGGUCCAAGAUCGAGCGCAGGAAGAUCAUGGAGCAGUCGCCGGACAUGCACAACGCCGAGAUCUCCAAGAGGCUGGGCAAGCGCUGGAAAAUGCUGAAGGACAGCGAGAAGAUCCCGUUCAUUCGGGAGGCGGAGCGGCUGCGGCUUAAGCACAUGGCCGACUACCCCGACUACAAGUACCGGCCCCGGAAAAAGCCCAAGAUGGACCCGUCGGCCAAGCCCAGCGCCGGCCAGAGCCCGGAGAAGAGCGCGGCGGGCGGCGGCGGGGGCGCGGGCGCGGGCGGCGGCGCCAAGACCUCCAAGGGCUCGAGCAAGAAAUGCGGCAAGCUCAAGGCCCCCGCGGCCCCGGCGGCCGGCGGCGCCAAAGCGGGCGCGGGCAAGGCGGCGCAGCCCGGGGACGGCGGCGGCGCGGGCGACGACUACGUGCUGGGCAGCUUGCGCGUGAGCGGCGCAGGCAAGACGGUCAAGUGCGUAUUCCUGGACGACGACGAGGACGAAGAGGACGACGAGGACGAGCUGCAGCUGCGGAUCAAGCAGGAGGCGGACGAGGACGACGACGAGCCGCCGCCGCACGCGCAGCUCCUGCAGCCGCCGGGCCAGCAGCCGCCGCCGCCGCCGCUGCUGAGACGCUACAGCGUCGCCAAAGUGCCCGCCAGCCCCACGCUGAGCAGCGCGGCCGAGUCCCCCGAGGGCGCGAGCCUUUACGACGAGGUGCGGGCCGGAGCGGCCUCGGGCGCUGGGGGCGGCAGCCGCCUCUACUACAGCUUCAAGAACAUCACCAAGCAGCACCCGCCGCCGCUGGCGCAGCCCGCGCUGUCGCCCGCAUCCGCGCGCUCCGUAUCCACCUCCUCCUCGUCCUCCUCGUCCAGCGGCGGCGGCGCCGGCGGCGGCAGCAGCAGCAGCAGCAGCAGCGGCGGCGAGGACGCCGACGACCUGAUGUUCGACCUGAGCUUGAAUUUCUCCCAAAGCGCGCACGGCGCCGGCGACCAGCAGCUGGGGGGCGGCGCGGCGGCCGGGAACCUGUCCCUGUCGCUGGUGGAUAAGGAUUUGGAUUCGUUCAGCGAGGGCAGCCUGGGCUCCCACUUCGAGUUCCCCGACUACUGCACGCCCGAGCUGAGCGAGAUGAUCGCGGGGGACUGGCUGGAGGCGAACUUCUCCGACCUGGUGUUCACGUAUUGAGAGGAGGGGUGGGGUGGGGGCGCCCCGUUCUCGCUCUUUUCUCUCUGGCGGGUGCAGAGCAGGGUUCCUUGGGAGGAAGUCGUGGUGGUCGUGAUGAUGAUGAUGAUGAUACAAGGUUUUGGUGUCGACGGUGAUGGCGGUAGGGUGGAGGGGCGAGAAGAAGAUGCUGAUGUUGAUACGAUGUCGUGACACAAAUUGGAAAGAUGCUGAAAAUUUUGGUGGAGUUAAAGUGAAAUGAGUAGUUUUUGAAACAUUUUUCCUGUCCUUUUUUUGUCCCCUCCCCUCCCCCCCAACCUCCCCUCCCUUCCUUGAUCGUGUCUCAAGGUAGUUUCAAACCUAGUCUGGAGUUGUGAUUCUCCCCCCCCCCCCCCCCCCCGCAAAUGUGUUUUUGUAAUUACUGUUUCUUUUUUUUUUUUUUCUGAAAUUCGCGAUGGCAACAAAGGCGGAGGGGACGGGGCGGGGGAGGGGAGCGAGGACCCGCUCCGGAAGGCGCUGUUUGAAGCUUGUUGGUCUUUGAAGUCUGGAAGACGCCUGCAGAGGACCCUUUGGCAGCACAACUAGGGAGUUGGUUGGAGAUUUUAUUUUAUUAUUAUUUUUUUUUCUUAAGAGAUCUUAAAGAACUGGUGAUUUUUUUUUUAAAAAAAAUACAAACACAACAAAAAAGGGACCAUGGCAAAUUUUUUAAUUUAAUUUUAUUUUUUUGGAGGGAGAAAACUGAUGUCUUCUAUGCAUCCGAUUCUUAACAAAACUGCAGGGAGCUUGAAAAAAUGCAGACUGUACAAACGCUUACAAAAAAAAAAAAAAAACUGUGAACUGACUUAAGAUCAGAGUUUACUUUUCAGAUCAAAUUGUUUAUGGUUUUACAAAUGUGAUUUCUACUUGCCAACUUUUGUUUUUGUAACUUGUUCCCUUAUACCUCCUUGAUUGAAUACCAGGCAGCCUAGACCUCAGUACAAAAGGUAUUGAAACAUUUUUGAUACAUAACAGACCUCAGUCUUUUUUAAAAAUUAAUAUAUUUUCAGGCGUAUUUUUGUACAGUGAAAAGGGAACAUUCUUGCUGUGUUUUUUCAGUAAGACUUUCAGGCACUUCUUCCCUUUUGAUUUCUUUUUUUCCUCUUUUAUUUUUAUUUUUAUUUUUUUUAGCAUGCAAGUAUGUUGGUACGUUAUGUCCUGGUUUAAAAAGGAUUAAAAGUUUAAAAUAAUCCUUGCAUCUAAAGGCCUUGUGGUUUAAAAAAAAAAGCAAACUUUUUGUACAGCUAUAGUAGAGAUUUGUUCAAUAUUUGUAGGUAAAGAUUUAUUGAAAACGGUGAUAUAGACCUCAGAGCUGUUAUCUUAGUUUAAAGAUUGUAUAUGUACUGUACUAUAGUAGGACUUUAUGUAUCUCAUACGCUGUGAUAUGUGGAUGGGGCCCCAGAUGGAAGGUUUGAAACUGGAUUCUCGAUUUUUAGCAAAAAGAAAAAGGCACAUAGUUUAAAAAGUUUCUCAUUUUGUGCAAUAUAAUCUAAAUAAAGUACAGACCAUCUGCAUAUUUUGUAGCAAAUGGUGGCAAAGCAGACUCAAUGCACUGUCGACAUCAUUGCCUGUUUUUGUUUUUUUUUUUUUUUGGUGCUGGAAGUCUGUAUCUUGACAAUUUUAAUAAAUCAGCUGGAACUGAUAGAAACUCGCAUCGCCCAUAGUCUCUAUGGAAGUCCUACUGGCGGUGGUGUUGUCGCAGGGCAUUCAGAGACAAGGCCCUUGUGCGCGCGGGUGGGAAGGUGACCGAAGGGAAUCCCAUAUUCCCCGGGCUUCGGCUGAAGUGCUCAAUGGCUGGCCAAUUUCUCGCUUCUCUUUUUUUCGGUGGCUGGUUAGGAAAACCUGGGGCGGAGGAUUCUUUUCUCUCGGCCUUCCCUUCCCUCCCCCCUCUGCAACCCCAUUUCCUUUCUCACCUCCUCCUCCGCGACUCCCACCCUCCUCUCCCAGCCCAUCCGGGCGGCGGGCGGCGGGCGUCGCGGGCACCCGGCCGGGGGUCAGCCUUCUCGGCGAGGGGCCGCGUCGGGGCUGCGAGUCGCGGUGACCGGCGCCCUUGGGUGGCCAGCGCUGAGCGCGCGCGGAUGCCCGCCGUUGUCCCUCCUUAAGAGGCGGGGAACAGCCGUUUCCAGUUUUGAAUCACCCCCCACCCCCCGCCCUUGACGCUGCAUGUCCGCCUGUGCGCUGGUGGGAAGCGCUGCUACAGUUCUGGACCGCGAGCGGUGACCGGUGCUGGGGCGUGGUGGUCGGUGUUCAGUCUCUUUCCGGCGUCGCCGGGAGAGCGAAGCGCGGCGGGCCCGAGGCGGGGGAAGGAGCGCGGAAGCCUGGCCCAGGGCGGCGGGAGGAACGGGGCAAGGCCACCGGAGAGUCUGUGCGGGAGGAGCCGGCGUGGGGGGUGGGGGGGUGCGUGCGGUAACCGAGGGCGCCUGGGCGGCGGCCGGGAAUCUCAAAGACAGGGCCCCGGGUCCUGGGCGCCAGGCUUUCUCCGCGCGAAUGUCGCGCGCGCUUCGGCGCCGCGCCCUGGGGCCUGGAGACGCGCGGGAAGACCCGCACUGGGGCCGUGAGGCCGCCAAACUGCGGGGAUGAGCGGGAAAGCCCGCCCGGGCCCCCGGCUCCCGGGUUGCGCGCCGGCUCCAGGGCUGCCCCGGAGGUAGGCCGGGGGCGGAGUGGGCUCCUAGGUGGUUCGGCUCCUGCUGAGUUCUCCGUACUGGGCGCUGUUUGCCUGGCCCGUUGACUCUCGUUUCCCCAGACCCGGCCGCCUGUGUCACGGAGCCCUCGUGGCGGGCCCGGGCUGGCAAGCACCGCCCGGCACGCGCGCCCCUGGCCUUGCGCCCUUUCGGUGCCUUCGGCCGGUCUUUCCCCGGGGGCCGCGCCGAGGGAGGCAGGGAGGCUGCGCGGAGGCCGCGCUGGGGCCCGAGCGCCAACCUCAAGCUCUGCCUCCGAGAGAGCCGGCGCCUGCAGUGGGGGAGGUUUGCAGUGGCUCAUUGGAACUAGGUGCAAAAUCACCACGACUUUCUUGGUCACCUACUGCAGUGAUUUACCAAGGUUUGGUUUCCGUUUUUAUUGAGAUGCUGGCGAGACUUAAGUGUCCACUCAUUGCCGGGAGCUGCUAGGCCGGGGGCGCUUGGGUAUCCUUCCAACCUGGCUUUCCUCUCCCCUGCCUCUAGGGCUCCGUCCCUGCCUGCUUGGCCUCCCCCAGCCUCCCUCCUCUUCUCGGCGAGCCUCCCCCCGGCCCCCAUCCCCCUUGCGAAACCAGCAAGCUUUGACCUUAGACGGACACAUUUCUUUUCUGUGGCUGUUUCAUUUCUAGGAAUCAAUUAUCAGAUUUCCUUAGAACACUUGGGAGGAGAAAGGGAUGAGGGUUUUAAAUAACAAGGUUCUCAAUAUUAGAACUGGAUCUCUGGAAUUGUUUACCUUCCCACCCCGGGUCCCCACUCCCAAAUGAUAAGACUGAUGUAGUCGUUGGUGGGACAUUUAUUUUAGCCACGAGUAAUUGAACCAGCGGUUUACAAUUGACGCUUCUCUGUGCUGGGAAUUUUACACGGUGGCCCUCUGCUGCAGUUCUGAAACUUGUUGAAAACACAAACCCAUUCAUAAGACUGAGUCGAUGUACUUGGAAAACCUGAAAACUUUGCAUGUAUUUUAUGUUUCAAUCAUAGAUGAAUCGGACAUUUUCUGUGGUGAGGUAGAAACUUUGCAGUAGUAACAUGUAAUGAUUUGGCUUCAGAAUGGAAACGCAUAGUCUGGAUGAAAAUUUUCAAAAAGCUAUGUAGCCUAAGUUCUUGAUAGUAAAAGAAGAAAAAAAAAACAAAGAUGAUCGGCGAUCUAAAAUUAAAAACCUGUUAGAACUCAGGACAGGCGCUUGAAUGCGCUUUUAACAAUAUUUAAGGCUGUUUUGAUGAAUGCAUUGUGAAAAUCAUUCUUAAUGAAUUCUUUAUUGAAUGUCUAAAACAUAAUAUAAUACACAAGGUAUUCUUGCCACUGGAUAGUCUUCAAUAAAAAUUUAAUUGCAUUUUUUUUGGUCUCUUAAGUAAGUCUUAUUUUGAACUAAGCAUUGACAGAAUAUUUUUAAAUAGUAAGGAGGGAGGGGGGAGGGAUGCCUAGUGCAUUGCAGCUUAGUCAGUGGGUAUCCUGCUGUUUGUAAGUUGUUCACAGGUUUAGGAUGGCAUUUUACUAAGAUUUCCAUCUUAAAGAACUUGAACCAGCAUUCUCUUAUUAAUUCUUUAAACUGUGGAAAUAAUCUUCCAGUUUUUACACUCUGAUAUGCAUCCUUUUAUUAAGAAUAUAUAAUGCUAAUGAAGGCAGUGUAUUUAAACUGUGCUUUGCAAAUAUUAUGUAUGUUAUGAAUGACUACAGUCACAGGGCAAAUUAUUUGUUAGAUCCUUUGGGGGGAAAAAUCAUUAAAACCAUUUUGAACAGAGAUGUUUCAUUUUAAUGUUAAUCGAGAGGAAGUGAUUUAAAUAUGCAUGCAUAUAGCAGUCAGGACCACUUAGGGUUUUUUUUUUUUUUUUUUCCUUUUCUUUUCUUUGAGAAAGACUUAAACAGCAAGACUUGUUUUUCCCUUCUCUGGGAGUUGGAUCCAGAGUCAUUUGCUAUUGGUACACUUUGAGAAACUUACACUUGUUUUUCUCUUCAGAAUUUAAAUGACUUUUGAAAGUAAUCUGAGAAAUAAAGCAAAUAAGUUGCUCUCUUUUAAAGUAGUCAUUCAAUAUAAAUAUAUUAUAUCAAUCUUAACUUUUUUAUUCUCUGAUAUGAUUAAUAUGUAUAUUCUUACUUUUUCUUCUAAUGGGCAUAUGUAUCCUUGUGAACACUUUAUAGAGAGGUUUUCUUGGACUCUCCCAUUUAUAGAAUCUUUAUACUCUUUUACUGUGGUCCCCUGCUUUUAACAGAUUUCUGAGGCCAAUAUAUUUGUGCUUUUUUCUUAUGUAGGAUGACCAGCGAAAAUAGUUUACUGAGUUGUCAAUUUUAUCAGUAGAUAAGAAACUUUCUUUAUUACAGCUUCAGGGAAGAUUUUUCAGGAUAUUUCUCAGUUAUUGUAAGGGCCAAAUUUUAUAAAAUUUCAUUAGGAAUGUCAGUUUCAAAUACCCUUUGUAUAGCCUAGGCCUGUAAGAAUACCAAGACUGAGCCUUAUGUAUCUAACACGGGAAUUCACAAGCUCCCAAAGUAACCGUCUCCAUCUGCUGACUCUUACACGUGCUUUUCAGCCGUCUGGCUUAUUUUAAUCAUUGGUCCUUUUUCACUGUUCAUUUGUUGGAUUUUUUCUGCCACACCCCCUUUCAUUUGAUGAUCUGGCAAAGUCUGCUCUUUGAUAACUCCUUUUUCUUCCCCCUUUUUGUGGGGCCCUCAUUUUCAAUCACAAUGAAGAUGAAACACAAUUUCUUAAACUCAGUUCUCCCAUUUUACCUUGCUACUGGCUUUUUUCUUGAAUGCUAACAUAGCUUUUUUUUUUUCUUUUUUUCACUGUAGUUAUUUUUUUAGCACUACCUAUAUCAACUAGCUGCCUAAUUAGUUUUAUCUCUUCCAUGUGGAUGCAGUGAGUUUUUAAGAGAAUUUCACAAACAAGUAGUUUUUUAGUGAACUUAAACAGAAUUUUAAAGGAGACCUAUUUUUAUACUCAAUAAAAGCACAAAAGUGCAGAAAGUAUACAAUGGCUUACAAAGGGAAACAUAAGUUCAUAAUGUUCCAUGUAUAAAAGUAAUAAUUUUAUUGGGUAGAGAUACUCCGAGAAGAUUCAAUACCUCUGCCAGUGCACAGACAGGACUGUUUUACACGACACAGGAACUUCUGUUGCAAAUGGAUCACUUCUCUGUAGAGAAAACAAACCACUAAGAGCAAUAUGGUCAAGCGGAGAUGUGUUUUGACAUGAGCGAUCGGUGAAUUGAGACAACCUGGAUGGGCAGACGUGAGGCUUCCUUCUCAAUGUUUGAUCAAGCUUCUUUUACUUAGUCACAUAGACGUGGAUUUUCUCUGCUGUGAAAAUGACACAACGGAGCAGUAUGACAAGCUGUUGAAAAAUGCGUAAAAACAAAAUUCACUCUAGGGUCCUUGAAGUGACUUCAAUGCUGACCUUAUUUUAUUAGACUUAUUAUAUUUCCUCGUUAUAAAAAAAGCCACUGGAAAUAUUGCUAAUAUGCAACCUAAAGAAUUUUGAUCAAAUAGAUAUUGACAAAGGGCCCUCUUGACACAUUUCUUCAUCCAGCUUCUAUUCAGAAACACAGUGCCCUUGGAUCACAUCGGGCAAAACGUUCUAUGCCAUUACCCUUAAUUUCCCAUUUUGUCUAUUUUUACUCUUGUACAUAUGUGGUGGGUUUAAGAGUCUUUGGCAUUUGUUCCAUGACACCCUUUUCUGGAACGGACUGUUUUAGGAUGGAGCCUGCCGGUUCCAAUGUGGGGCUCCUAGUGGUGGUGGGCCAACAGCGCUCCCUGGAGGCCACCAGAUCGGGGCCACCUGACACCCAGAGCAGUUUCCAGCAGGACGCUGCCCAAGUCUGUAUUUUCAGAGCCACUCCAGGUUUGGGAGCAGGAAAGCGGGGAAAAAAAAAAACAAAACAAAAACACUUUUGUUUAGAAGUCUGAGUGGUUUGCGGGGGGGGGGGAACCUUUUUAGAGUUUGCAUGCCAGCGCACGACCAGAGGCUGUGAAACAGAGGGGCCCGCUCCCCGAGGCCGGCGCUGGAGGAGGAUGUCCGAUAGCACUAAGGGGAAAAGAAAAUGCAUGGCGAAGUCUUGUCUUCUGUACCCUGUCUAGCAUGCAGAGUUUCGUGUGUUAAAACGGUGUAUGACAUUGCUGUAUCAAAGUUGUAAAAUUAAGCAUUAUUUAUUGAAAACUAUGUAUUUUUUUGUAAAAACCUGAUCACAUAGAGCAUAUCAGUGGCUGUGCUUGGCGUUUCGAUGGAACCAGCUUCUCGCCCCACCCCCUUGGUAUGCAGCGCUAUUGCUCAGGGUUGAAAAUAGUAUACCCCAAUGUCGCUUUUGCAAGAGUUUUUCACAGAGGAAUACAUUUGUUCAAAAGACUCUAAUAAAAUUGUGUGAUUGAUCUGC